Messenger RNA from Mytilinidion resinicola, 2934 nucleotides. RefSeq lists its product as uncharacterized. The record is from RefSeq and is a predicted model, not a curated record. NCBI's taxonomy places the organism in Eukaryota, Fungi, Ascomycota, Dothideomycetes, Mytilinidiales, Mytilinidiaceae. The transcript has a single exon. The coding region runs from base 82 to 2466 and encodes 794 amino acids. Gene Ontology annotation, molecular function: zinc ion binding; DNA-binding transcription factor activity, RNA polymerase II-specific. Gene Ontology annotation, biological process: regulation of DNA-templated transcription.
CAACAAUCACACCGCCUGAGCAGCGCCUGCUCACCACCGCGCCCCAGCUGACCGAGUCUUAUUUUCUCCUAAAACAUCACGAUGGAGAACCUCGACCUCUCGACCGACGCCUUCCUGGCCUUCGACGCCUACGAUCCGCACAGCCAGCGCUUCUACGGCCAUCCCAAUUCCUGGCCCGUCCCCGUCGACCACUCCAUGUCUCACAACCACUCCCACCAGCCUCAGAGGCGCCUCAACACCACCUCCGCCAUUGCGAGCUCGCAGUCGGCCACGGCUGCUCCCCUCCAGACGAACGGAGUGCCCUUCAAUACCGCGCUGAGUACGCAGCACGGCCUGCUGACCGACUGGUUUCAGCUCCCGCCGACGACGCAGUCUUACCCCCAGGACGCGCAGCAUUACUCGACUUAUGGCGGUGCUCUCCAGACCUCGCCCGUCGAGUUCAUAUCCACCUCGCAGGCCAUGAUGAACACGACUCUGUCAAUGGACAACGCUUCCAACUUCAUGGCCAUGUCGGCGCCGAUGGACAUGAACCAGUUGACUCAGAUGUCAGCCCCCUUCCAGAUGGCAGACUUCCAGCAGGAGUUGCUCAACUACCCCGUCAACAACAACGACCUGACGUCGACCGACCUCGUGCCCGCCAGUGCUGCCAGUGCCUCGCCCGCGGAGACUUGGAUGGAGGUCCGCUCGCUCUCAAGUAGCGACAAUGGAUGGAGCACCGUCGAUAUGCACGGUCACCGCCAUUCCUUCGACUUUACGAACGACAAUACUAGCGGCAUGGCCAUCUUCAACCCGAGUCAGACCCUUCACAUCCGAACCAACUCCGACUCGUCGCAACAGUCCGAUGCCCCGCGGUCUGCCCACUCGUUCAGCAGCUAUGAGGAGAUCCAGUUCCCUAUGAACUCGCCCCAGUCCGAAGUCGAGAACACCCUGGAUCUUGCCCAUUCGCACGCCUAUGGCCUAACGCACCACCACGAUCACGACUACCACUUCCACUCUCCCGACCACUCCCACUCCUCCGUCAGCCCGCAGACCGUCCCCGCUUUACCGAUACCGAUCAAGCAGUCUUUGUCUCCCUCCACUUCGCCGACUACUUCCUCAAUCAACUCGCCGCCCAGUGCUCGCAGAAAGAAGAGCCCUACUGGUAGCAAGGUUGCCAAGACUAUUGUGAAGAAGACGCCCUCGCACUCGACCAAGAAGGACCAUUUGACGGAGAAGCGUGUUGGCAGAAGGCGGGGACCGUUGAAGCCGGAGCAGCGGCAACAGGCGCACGAGAUCAGGAAGUUGAGGGCCUGCUUACGCUGCAAGUUCUUGAAGAAGACCUGUGAUAAAGGUGACCCAUGUACCGGCUGCCAGCCAUCGCACGCCCGGUUAUGGCAGGUUCCGUGCACACGUAUCGACAUCAAGGACAUUGCCUACUUCAUGAAGGACUGGAAGGCGGACUUUGAGCGUCACGUCAGCCUGGGCUUCUCGGUUGGCAACAUCAAGGGUUUCUCGCAACAGGAGCGCCCGCUCUACAUCACCCACGGAUACGGCUACUAUCUGCCCAUCAAUGCCCGCGAGGUCUUCGUCCGUGACGACAAGUGCUUUGACGUCGAUUGGGUCGAGUCUCUUCACGAGACACCCAGGGAGUUUGAAGUCAACACCGCUAAGCUUUCGGCCGGUAUUGAUGGCGUGUCCCGCGCGCUCCUUUCGGAGUACCUUGACCGCCACAUUGAUGGUGGCUUCGAGCAAUUCGUUGACGAGUACUUUGAGGGCACCUACUUCCUCACCGAGAUCCUGAAGACCGCUUACCGCUACUACCAACGGGAGAAGCUGCCCGUUAUCCGCAAGGCUCUCAAGCUUGUCGUUGCGUACAACCUCACUCUUCACGUUACGAUGGUUGACGGUCUUUCCGAAGAGGAGCUCCGCAUUGGCAAGGUGGAAGACAACACCAGCAAGUUCUGUGGUCGGACUCUCGCCCCCGUCAUGAUCAACUUCCAAGUCAAGUGCGCUUUGGCCGACAUGUGGCGUGAGCUGCAGAAGGACGUCUUGGAAGAGCUCUCCGCUCUGUACUCCUCAGUAUACAGCGGUGAGAAGCUCAAGAACUGGCCUACCAUCUUCAUGCUUGCAGCUAUCCUGCUUGCCGUUUGGGAGUUGAUGCAAUUCGACUGCCAUUACCGCGUGCCCGACCAAGGCGCCGUCGCCAAGUUCUGCACCGACAUGGAGAGCACUCCCGUCGGCGUCAUUGUCGGCCUCUUUUCCGCCAUCUCCCAGAAGCUGCCAGCUUUCAACGAGUGGGACACCCAGAAGCACCACCACCUGCUAAACUCCAACCCGGCGGUCUGCGAUGCCAUGACUGAAGUCAGGGCGCACGUUUCCAAGUACGACACCUACCUCAAGUCAAGGAGCGAGACCAAGUUCGACCGCAACGACUUCGACUCUCUCUCGAACAAGUUCCUCUCGAAACUCGUCAUCCGCGCCAACUAAGCACUUCUCGACCGACCUCGGUGCUUUGCUUCCACCUCAUCUUCUGACCAUCACAUCAUCACACCUCUUCCAAGUUCUCCAUCCUCACCAAUUACUACACUUCCGCUGCUCGACCCAUCAUUAACGAAUCACGGUCUCAACGUGUCAAACGACCGAAGAGUCUUCACUGAAACGACCCUAUGGCUGAAACGAGAAAAGCACGAUGCUAUUUAUUUACGGAGCGGUACCAUUCUUACGAACACGCUGCUUUUUUGAUUCCCCGGCGUCUCGAACGCCAUGUUACAAACGACCCGGUCGCCCAUGAUUGUGCUAGAUUAUCGACAUCUCCCACAUUCUUAACCAACUAUAUUCACUCACUCUGGGGCGACGACGGAUUAUUUUUCUUUUUGUCUUACGAAUCUGACUUUGGCGACGAGGAGAUCUCUUUUCAUAUGUGUUGAUGAAAUGGUCGAUGAUUGUGAAUUUUUU